AUGGCACAUGGGCUCAACACCUCAGAUCACGCCAGAUGUCAUGACAGAGACACGGUCGAGUCCGGCCAGCCCAUCAUGUCCGCGGUCAUGUUCUCCGCCGGCGUUGCGGGCAACAUCAUCGCUGUGGUGCUGCUGGAGAUGCGGCGCAGGAGGAGAAGCGCAUCCUUGUUCCGCGUCCUGGUCACGGCGCUGCUGGUGACGGACCUGCUGGGCACGGUGUCCGUCAGCCCGGUCGUGCUGUCCUCCUACGCCCUGAACAGGACUCUGGUGGCCAUGAGCGACGGCGGGAAGGUGUGCUCCUACUUUGGCUUCAGCAUGACCUUCCUGAGCCUCUCCACGCUGGCCAUCCUGUGCGCCAUGGCGCUGGAGAGGAGCCUCUCCAUUGGUUACCCUUACUUUUACGAGCGGCACCUGAGCAAACGCUGCGGAUACGUCACCGUCGCGCUCAUCUACCUGGCCUGCGUGCUCUUCUGCGUUGCGCCUUUCAUGGGUUUUGGAGCGUACGUGCAGUACUGCCCCGGGACCUGGUGCUUCAUGGACAUGAGCCCAAAGGAAAAAAGGCAUAAAGUUUACUCUGGCUUUUACGCGUCCUUCAUCCUCAUCAUGAUCACGGGCACCGUGGCGUGCAACGUGUCUGCCAUUUACUUCUUGGUGUUGAUGCACAUGAGGCGCAAGGCGCACCGGGUGGGCAGGUUCGCGCACUCAGGAGGCCGCCACAGAUCUCUGAGCAUGACGGAGGAAGUGGGGCAUCUUCUGCUGCUGGUUUUCAUCACCGUGGCCUUCAUCUUCUGCUCCUUCCCCCUGGUGCUGCGAGUGUACAUCAACUUCAUGGGCAGGACGGACAAAAGCCACGCCGCCGACCUGAACGCUCUCCGCAUGCUGUCUUUCAACUCCAUCAUCGACCCCUGGCUCUUCAUCUUCCUCAGUCCCUCAGUGCUGAGGAUCAUCUGGAGGAAAUUAUGCAGAGAACAAAGAUCAGUGCCUGACCAGUGUAAGACUCAGUCGACAUUGGCCUCAGGCGUCUACAUGGAGCGCAGUCCGGUCGUAGCACGAUGUGUCCAGCAGAUGGCGCUGUGCACCAAGCUUUUACUGUGUCUGUCCCCUGUUAGGCUGUUUUUACAGGCUGUUCCAUCUGAUAUGAUCCCUGUCUCGCUGUGUGUGUCUGGUUUGGUGUGUCUGUCUGAAAGCCCGUCUGCCAACCAGAUCCUGGGAGAGUAA
This is a messenger RNA of Myripristis murdjan (pinecone soldierfish), 1218 nucleotides long. Its product is annotated as prostaglandin E2 receptor EP2 subtype-like. Gene Ontology annotation, molecular function: prostaglandin E receptor activity. The transcript is spliced from 3 exons. Lineage: Eukaryota; Metazoa; Chordata; Actinopteri; Holocentriformes; Holocentridae. Bases 1 to 1218 code for a protein of 405 amino acids. Gene Ontology annotation, biological process: cellular response to prostaglandin E stimulus; adenylate cyclase-activating G protein-coupled receptor signaling pathway; positive regulation of cytosolic calcium ion concentration. The record is from RefSeq and is a predicted model, not a curated record. Gene Ontology annotation, cellular component: plasma membrane.